AUGCCUACUGCUCACGAUUGGCCAAUUGCCUUCCCAUGCACCCAUACUAUUACCUGUGAACCCCCUGUCAUAUCAAACGGACAUGUAUCAGUCAUCAAAGCAGCCGUGUAUGGGUCAACUGUAACCUAUCAUUGUAACCAAGGCUUUGUUCUGGAUGGGAAAGGGAGCUCAAAGUGUAGUCAAAGCGGAACUGACAAUGUUUAUGGGAAAUGGACUGACCAGACGCCUGUGUGUAAAGCCAUAAGUUGCGACACACCAUUUUUACUGAAUGGACAAGUAAUAGCGGGUGGGCGAAGUACCCAUGACACGACAGUGAUCUUUAGAUGCGACGAAGGCUUCUUUAUCGAUGGAAAGACAAAUUCUACAUGCGUUCAUGAAGAUCCAAACAGCGCCAAGGGAAAGUGGUCAGAGCCAACGCCUGUUUGCAAAGGAAUUACCUGUGACCAACCCGUUCUACAGCAUGGUAAAGCAUCCACUGGUUCCUUACAAUAUAAUUCAACAGUAACAUACAGCUGCGAGGAGAACUAUUCUCUUACUGGGAAGGCAACGUCCACUUGCGUCCAGGAGAAUAAGACUAGCAUCAAGGGUGUGUGGGCAGAUCCAAUACCGAUUUGCACAGAAAUUGGAUUGGAGUCACCUUCGUCGACAUUGAAUUACGUGCAUGGAGACGUGGGAGGACGAACAAAUACGCGUGAUGAAUCAGUAUCAGCAAUGAACAUCGGAAUUGGUAUUGGCUGCGCGACAGUUGUUCUCGUCUUGGUAAUCAUUGGUAUUAUUUUGGCAAUUAAAAACAAAAGUCGAGAAAGCCCACCACAUGAAACACUCGAAGAAGAGCCCCCUGCCAAAUCCAAAGAAAGGGUCUUCCAGAAUCCACUUUACAAUAUAGAGGAAUGGAACGAAGGACAAAACGAAACAAGGGGCAGUUCUGAUGAGACGUUCCGCCUAGAUUUUGUUUGAGGAAAGUACACAACAUCAAAUUAUUCAGGAGAUUUAUAGCUGUGUUUCAGUUGGUGAUAAUCGAUUUACGUCACGCCAGUUUUCGACGUCACAGGACUUGGUCAGUGGCAAAAAUCCUUUGUACAUUUUUAGAGACAUAAUUUAUUUCUCAGAGGAGUUAAACCCGUUCUUCUGAAGGCAUCACAAUGAGAUUUUCACAGAUAGAUAAUAAAAAACAGAAUAACUGGCGAAAAAUAUCUUCAUUUAGUGCAUUCUAACAUUGAUAUUUUCUGGUAACGUACAUGGGGACGAAAAAUACAGACGAGGUACGCGACGUUGCCGAUGUUCACCACUGACUGACACUGAAGGUAUCGUGUGAAACAAAAUUGAUCAAAUUUCAGAAAACGUCUUGAAUUAGGCAUGUUAGGAAGUCCAUGUAGGGGAUGAACUUAUUAAUAACAGAUUUGAUGGCACAACAUUGAUUGUCAUGUUAAUUGGUCAAAUUUCAAAAUAACAUUUAAUUAAUCGAUAGUUGUUUGAUUGUUCUUGCACCUUGGCCUUUUUAUAUAGUCACCCAAUUACUAUAAAUACAUUAAUUAGCUUUAUCAGAUAUUUCUAUCAUGAUAUUUUCUCUAUAUCUUCUGGCAAAUAACUUGACUGUAUUAUUGUUUUGGGCUUUUCAAGUUAUGAAAUGAGAAUGUGGACAGGCUUUGUUAUCAAGUGAAAAUAUUAAAA
This is a messenger RNA of Lineus longissimus, 1671 nucleotides long. RefSeq names its product C4b-binding protein alpha chain-like. Lineage: Eukaryota; Metazoa; Nemertea; Pilidiophora; Heteronemertea; Lineidae. The record is from RefSeq and is a predicted model, not a curated record. Bases 1 to 957 code for a protein of 318 amino acids. The transcript has 7 exons.